AGAAAUCAUGUUUCCCGAAAGCGGCUCCUUCCUAAAAGGCAUGCUGCUUGGAGGAAUUUGCUGCGUCCUGGUGACCCUUCUGGGACACAUUAAAACGGGCCGGCCCACGAAAUCUCACGAGCACCGACACCUCCAAGCGCCCAGGAAAGAGGACAUCCUCAACCUCUCCGAAGAGAAGCGCCUGGAGCUGACCCAGAGCCUCCGUGUCUACUGCAUCAUCCUGGUCAAGCCGAAAGAUCUGGGACAGUGGGCCGCCGUGAGGGAAACCUGGAGCAAACACUGCGACCGAGCCGAAUUCUACAGCUCCGAGAACGUCAAGGUCUUCGACUCGAUCGUGCUGAACACGGACGACAUGUGGUCCAUGAUGCGCCAGGCCUACAAAAACGCCUACGAGAAUUACCGGGACAGCUACAACUGGUACUUCCUCGCCUACCCCACCACUUUCGCCAUCGUGGAGAACCUCAAGUACUUCUUGUUGAAGCAAGACGCCGCCCAGCCGUUCUACACAGGCCAGACCGAAUCCUCGGGAGAUCUGCAGUACGUCAACGGCGCGGGCGGGAUCGUCUUGAGUGUGGAAUCCUUGCGGCGGCUCUACCGGAUUUUCCAAGAUCCGAAUAAGUGCCCCGAACACGGAGGCAUGAUUUGGAAACUUUCCGAAGACAAACAGUUGGCCUUGUGCUUGAAGUACGGCGGGGUGCACGCCGAAAACGCCGAAGAUUCGGAGAAGAAGGACAUUUUCAACACCAAGCCGGUGGGCGCCCUGAUUAAGGAGGCCAUGGCUAAUCGGCCGCAGGAAGUGGUGGAAGGCUGCUGUUCAGAUAUGGCCAUCACAUUCAGCGGCCUCUCGCCGAACCACAUGCACGUCAUGAUGUACGGGGUCUACAGGCUCCGAGCGUACGGCCACACAUUCAACGAUGCCUUAAUGUUCCUCCCUCCGCCAGGCUCCGAUAACGACUGAAAAGCGGCCCGCCAGAACACGUCGUCUGUAGCACACAGUGCCCUUCGGCAAGCAGCAUGUAUUGAGGGCGGCUCCAAAUUUUAAUUUUAUUAGCAUUGGUGUUAGCUCUCUCUUUUUUCCUUUUUUUCUUUUUUUGCACAAUCUGGUUUUGUAAUCUUUGCAAAGAGGGAGGGGAGGGGGGGUCCCGUUUUUUCAAACGACAAGCCCUUUUUAUACACCUGUGAAUGUCACCUGGAGAGGGAAGGGGAGAAAAACAAAAACUUCCGAAGAUUUCUUUUUGUUGACAAUUGCGUAGCGGGUAUGUAAAUAUUUAAAAUCAAGAUGAAUCUACUGUAAAUUAAAUCUAUUUUUGCAA
Messenger RNA from Thamnophis sirtalis, 1313 nucleotides. Lineage: Eukaryota; Metazoa; Chordata; Lepidosauria; Squamata; Natricidae. The record is from RefSeq and is a predicted model, not a curated record.